Molecule: messenger RNA, 1380 nt
Organism: Exophiala spinifera
Lineage: Eukaryota; Fungi; Ascomycota; Eurotiomycetes; Chaetothyriales; Herpotrichiellaceae
Exons: 1
Coding region: 1-1380 (459 amino acids)
Source: RefSeq, a predicted model, not a curated record
AUGGCCAACGUCGAAAUGCAAUCAAUCGAAACCCUGGUCCCAUCAACACCUCCGCCAGCUCCACGUUCUCGCUCAGCAGACAGCAUGAGCAAGUCGGCCUACGCUUCACCACCAGCAAUGUCUGCAAGCUUGACCCCUCCUCCAUCAACACAGCCUCCUCGCUUUCAUUCACCGGUCAACCGCGCAAGCGUCGGACCCAGCGAUCCUCCACUUGCGUCUCCUCCCAACACACUCAAGUCUAAUGUUCUGCGCGCUCUUCCCACGGCGGAUGCGAUAGCUCAGGCAGGCAUCGAAGAACUGCGAGACAUGGCUCGAGAGUUGGUAGCCGCGGUCCAAGAAGCCAGAACGUCUGCGGCGCACUUCAAAUUGCAGCACAGUUUGCUUGCGAUGGAGUCAGAAGAGGCCGCGCAAAGGGCUGAAGUUGAGCGGCAGAUGUCUCGACGAGAAAUGGAGGUGCUCCAAACUGUCGAACAUAAGAAUCGUGCUUCGGCGUCUAUGCGAAGCUCACAGCCUCCAGCACAGCCACAAAUCGAAGCGUUGAUCAGGACAUGCAGAAUGCUCGAGGAUGAGCGUGAUGAUGCAGAACAUGAACUCCUCCGUGCCCGCAAACACCUCGAAGCAGAGAAGGACAAGGUUGAUCUGCUGGUGGAGCAAAACGAUCGACUGAAGAAACGUAUUCGCGACAACAGAGAACAUUUCAGCAGGCUCAAGAGCCUGUCGCCCUCAUACACAACACCUCGUGAUGCAUACGCAACGCCACAGCGCAGAGCGAUCCCCAAGUUUCCAGAAUCGGCACCUAGCCACGGCACCAUCGCCGCCCUUCUAGCAGCAGAUCAGGUCUUGAGUCGAGAAAGUCUCAGUGUCCCGUCGACUCCCACCAAGACGCAUACGUCAAAGUUCAAGCACGGUCAUACUCGAGGCGCGCGCUCAAUGUCGUCGCUACAUACCACGCUUGCGCAGCAUGGUCCCUCGCAGAAUGACAACUACCCAGAAUCUAUGGUUCCCCUCUCUGCGCCAGCUUCUCAAUUGGUGAUUGAGUCUGCCGAGAGAGGCCGUCACGAUCAAGACCGUCACGAUCGAGACAGCACCAUCUCGAUAUCCGAUGCUGAAGAUGGCAGCAAUGACGACAUCCCACAGUCACAGGCUAGUUCUCUGGCCAGCGACAUGUUGCGCCGCAACCCUGGACCCCAAGAGAGCUUGCGGCUGUCGCAAGGUGCAGAGAAAUCCAGCAAUGCAUUGCAGAGAAAGCUAUUUGGGCCAGUUCAAAAGACUGCUCACGCGAAGAGGAGAGCAGGUAGUUUUGGGGAGUCAGAUAUGAAAGCAAAGAAGGCGAGAAUAUCUCAUGGUGUCGGUCUCGGUAUUGAAUCUUGGAGUCAGUGA